AUGGAAGACCAUGUUGAUGGUGGGUCGAAAGAGGAUUCCUGCAUUACUGAUUUCGAAUGUGUAGAUGUUGAAAAAGAUGAAGCUUUUAGAAAGAAUCCGUUUAUGUGUGAACAUUCUGUUGAUCAUUACUACUAUCUUCUCCCAAGGGCUAAAAGAAGCAGAAUUUUCAGAAGAAAGAAGCCUCCUACUGUUAUGCCGUCUCAGAAAAAGGGUCUGAAGAUUCGAAUCUCUCUUAAACGUAAAACAAUCGAAGCAGUUGAUGAAGACCUUUCCAUGGAGAAAAAGAAGACUGAAACUCUGUUGGAUGAAAAACAGAGUAAAGAGAAAAAGAGAAGAAAGAUUAAGCCAAUAAUUGAUCCUCCAGUUUUGCCAGAUGAGUUGAAGGAGAAGAUUUCAGGAAUGGGUGUUCAGAUUUCUCAAGUGAAAUUCGUAAUUCAGAAAGCUCUUUAUGAUACAGAUUUGAGUUAUCAGCAUAUGCGUCUGUCAAUCCCCCUCAACCAAGUGGUGAGUAAGGAUUUCUUGACACCACAACAGAAAAUGGUGUUGGAGACAAGAGACAUUGAAUCCAACAAAAAGAACAAGAUUCAGUUCAACUUGAUUGAGCCUUCCCUUGAACAAACAAAAAUUCAUUUGGCAAAAUGGGACAUGAACAAAAGCUCAAAUUAUGUGUUAUUGAAUGACUGGAUGCAAGUAGCAGAAAGGAACAAACUCAAGUCUGGAAUGGUAGUGCAGUUGUGGUCAUUUCAUCAACAUUUAAUUCCAUGGUUGGCUCUUGUUUUGGUUCCACAAUAA
Molecule: messenger RNA, 792 nt
Organism: Solanum tuberosum (potato)
Lineage: Eukaryota; Viridiplantae; Streptophyta; Magnoliopsida; Solanales; Solanaceae
Product: B3 domain-containing protein At5g24050-like
Exons: 1
Coding region: 1-792 (263 amino acids)
Molecular function (GO): DNA binding
Source: RefSeq, a predicted model, not a curated record